UCUCUCUCUCUCUCUCUCCACUGUAUUUCUAGGUGGAGUUGGUUUUCCUGGAAUUAUCUGGGGCAGCUUUUCCUGUUGUGCUGACUGCUACUUGCCAUGCGCUUCUCUCGAGUGUGUUUGUGUGUGUGCGGUCAGUGUUCUGUAAUACCCACAACUACGGAUUAACAUGUUAUGGACGAGCGCACCAUCUGGAAUUCUUGCCCUGACGCACGAGGGGUUUUUAUCCGUGUGAAACAAGCUUUCUGACAUUUGUACGGAAGUUCAUUGGAAAUGGCUCUGAAGUGCACAUCAAUGCGAAAUCCAUCGACAGCUGAACAGCUUCCCUGGGUUUCGCUAAUGUCUGCAACGCUUCACUGAAGAUGGACACACUGGAGUCGGAGUUGACUUGCCCAAUCUGUCUAGAGCUUUUUGACGACCCUUUACUGCUGCCUUGCGCCCACAGCCUGUGCUUUAACUGCGCUCACCGUAUCCUAGAGUCCCACUCUGGCGCAUUCGACGAGUCCACACAACAGUUCACUGCAUUCCAGUGUCCCACGUGCCGCUAUGUCAUCACACUUGACGAGCAGGGCCUAGACCGACUCAAACGCAACGUCACUUUACAGAACAUCAUCGACCGCAUCCAGAAGGCCUCGCUAAGUGGACCCAACUCUCCGAAAGAAUCUCGCCGCUGCGACCAGUUCCCCUCGAGCAUGGACGAUCGCACGGCCAUGACUUCAUCGUGCGAGCCAGUCCGGUGCCAGUUCUGUGAGCAGGACCCGCCGCAGGAUGCGGUAAAGACUUGCAUUACCUGUGAGGUUUCAUACUGCCAGGAAUGCCUUCGGGCGACUCACCCGAACAAGAAGCCCUUCACGGGUCACCGUCUUACGGAACCACUACCAGACUCGCGUCUCAGAGGACUGGCCUGUCCAGAGCACGGUGAGGAGAAGGUGAACAUGUACUGCAUGAUGGAUGAACAGCUGAUCUGCUCGCUGUGUAAACUGGUGGGGCAUCAUCGUGAGCACCAGGUGUCGUCAUUAGGAGAACGAUACGACAAGCUGAAGCAAAUGUUGGAUUCUAACCUCAGUAAUCUGAUCAAGAGGAAUAAUGAGCUGGAAAACCUGAUGGGGAAGUUAAUUCAGACCUGUCAACAUGUGGAGCACAAUGCAGCUCAUCAGGAGAGUAAACUCACGGAGGAAUGUGAUGUUCUCAUAAAUAUCGUCCAGCAGAGAAGGCAAAUUAUCAGCACUAAGAUAAGAGAAGGAAAGGUGGUUCGGUUGAGAAAGCUCGCUCAACAGAUAGCUAACUGUAAACAGUUCAUGGAGAGAUCUUCAUCGCUCAUCACUCAAGCCGACCACGUCCUGAAAGAGAACGAUCACGCCCGUUUUCUACAGACCGCAAAGAGCAUCUCAGAGAGAGUCUCCAUGGCAACAGCAUCAUCACAGGUCCUGAUCCCAGAGAUGAACCUGAAUGACACGUUUGAUGCGUUCACACUGGACUUUAGCAGAGAGAAGAAACUGCUGGAGAGUUUGGAUUACCUCACAGCUCCUAGUGCGCCUGCUAUACGCGAGGAGCUUUGCACAGCAUCUUACGACACCAUCACAGUGCACUGGACAUCAGAGGAUGAAUUCAGCAUUGUUUCUUACGAGCUCCAGUACACCAUCUCCACCGGACACACUAAUGUUGUCAGUCUGUGUAAAUCGAUGGAUAGCUGGAUGAUCGUUCCCAACAUUAAACAGAAUCAUUACACUGUUCACGGGCUGCAGAGUGGAACCAUGUACAUUUUCCUGGUGAAAGCCAUAAACCAGGCCGGGACCCGCAGCAGUGCACCAGGCAAACUGAAGACCAACAGUCAGCCGUUUAAACUCGACCCGAAGUCCGCCCACAGGAAGUUAAAGGUAUCACACGACAGUCUGACUGUGGAGCGCGACGAGACAUCGUCCAUGAAAAGCCACGCACAGGACCGCUUCAGCAGCACUGGGAACUAUGGUGUCACUGGGAAUGUGUACAUAGACAGCGGACGACACUACUGGGAAGUUCUGAUUGGAGGGAGCACAUGGUUCGCCAUCGGUAUUGCCUACAAAUCAGCUCCCAAGCACACGUGGGUCGGUAAGGAUUCGGCGUCAUGGGUGCUCUGCCGAUGCAACACGUCAUGGGCAGUGCGGCAUAACGGCAAAGAGUUUCCAAUCGACCCCUCUCCUCGCAUGCGCCGUCUGGGCGUUCUGCUCGACUACGACUCGGGUUCGUUAGCGUUUUACGAUGCGGCUGGAACGCAACAUCUGUACACGUUUGACAUCACCUUCUCGCAGCCCAUCUGUCCCGUAUUCAGCAUCUGGAACAAAUGCUUGACUGUCCUCACUGGGCUGCCCAUACCAGACCACCUAGAGAUCAGUGACCCCCACGACUAAACCAAAACCUGCAAUCAUUUACUCACCCUCAUGUUGUUCCAAACCCAUAUAACUUUACCUGUUCUGUGGACUGUCACUAAGUCUUCUGUAAUGCAACGGAGUUUACAGGUGAAACAGGAUAUUGAAGAAGAACAAAUGUGGGAUGGUACUUUAUUUUAUCCAUCAUGAAUUGAUUGGAUGGUGAAAAUUGGGAAUUACAUAAAAGAAUGGAGGGUGGUUGGAGGGGCGAAGUUGAAAUGUAAGGAUUUCCGACGAUGAGGCGGAGCAAGUUAUUACAUUUUCAUUUAAGAUUAGCUUAUUAGCUUAUAACUAGCAAAGAAAUUUUUUUUUGGCCGAUAACGAUAUAUAUCAUGAUAUACGUAUUUUUAUAAAAAGUGAUUAAAAAAUAAAUAGAAUUGUAAAAAAUCCUUCAUGAUUUAAAACGAUGUCCAAAGUAAUAGUAGAAAUGCAAAAAAUUGCUAAAAGAUUAAAAAUCUUAAUUAUUAAAAAUAAUGAAUAGUGUAUAUAUAUAUAUAUAUAUAUAUAUAUAUAUAUAUAUAUAUAUAUAUAUAUAUAUAAACUGUGUAUACAUUAUUAUAUAAUAAUAAUAAUACUAUUAAUAAUAUUAAUUAAUAAUAAAAAGCUUGAGGGUUUAACUGGACUGCAGUGGAAA
Molecule: messenger RNA, 3036 nt
Organism: Xyrauchen texanus (razorback sucker)
Lineage: Eukaryota; Metazoa; Chordata; Actinopteri; Cypriniformes; Catostomidae
Product: E3 ubiquitin-protein ligase Midline-1-like
Exons: 10
Coding region: 360-2384 (674 amino acids)
Molecular function (GO): protein binding; zinc ion binding
Source: RefSeq, a predicted model, not a curated record